Molecule: messenger RNA, 2642 nt
Organism: Aspergillus ruber CBS 135680
Lineage: Eukaryota; Fungi; Ascomycota; Eurotiomycetes; Eurotiales; Aspergillaceae
Exons: 2
Coding region: 255-2642 (795 amino acids)
Source: RefSeq, a predicted model, not a curated record
CCCCAGAAUACCCAGCUUGAUUCAAUUCAUUCGACUUAUCGGAAUAUAUCCUGGAUAAAUGAAGUGGUCCCUAUUGAUUACUUGAAGAGACCAUGCUGAACUUUGCUUUUUGGCUUUUUUCCCAAGACUUGCUCGCGCAACUCAGUUGUUUCGACCUCCCACUUCAGCCUCAUCUUCACCUUAUGUGUUUCCGGGUCUAGACCGAUUAUCGUCACAGGUGUUUGGGUUAAUGCAAAUAUACUGUUCUUCCCAAAAUGGGUCGUAAAGAGGCCGGCUUCUUAUCCAUCCCCAUGACACCAAAGGAUUCAAAUUCCGACAAUCCAACCUCGACCGGGCCUGUUGCUGGCCCGGAACGACCCAAAUCUGUCCUAAGUUCUCGUUUGUGGGGGAUUGCUUAUCCAUUACACUUGGUGGCCCUGGGUCUGACGGUUGCUGUGCUCCAGCUGAGCUUCCGCGAGGUCUACUUCGCGGACGUUGGCGCCUAUGGGUUGCUGGGCGGCCUGAAUGUGAAUGAGGCGAUCAAAGGAAUACAAGUCGCCGCCAAGUUCCAUGAGAUUUUCAUGGUCGCAUCCCUGGCUGCUAUCGUUUCCCACCUGACCCGGAGCUGCCUGCUUGGGAAGCGAGGAGUGCCUCUGGGUUUGGUUUCCGCGCCGUUCAAGGUCGGCUCGGCAGAUUACAUCUUCAGUCGAGAGUUUUUUGGUAGUAUCACUCGGCCUUACGGCCUCUUCUCGCUCGGGAUUCUAUUGACCACGAUCGUCAUGUUAGCACUUGGGCCCGCAUCUGCAAUGGCACUUGUCCCCAGCAUUGGUUGGUGGGAAGUAUUAAACCCUUACUCCGGGCUCGACCGUCCCAUCUGGAUAGGUGCUCAUCCCGAAGACCUCUGGCCUCAGUCAAUCACCCCAGAGCCUGGAGAAACUUGCACCGUAGAAAGUAUCGUGGCAUCAUGCCCAGCAGCGGGGUUCAGAGACCUCCAAUCAUGGGCAAGCUCCAACGUCAAAACAGGUCGUCCUGCAAAUAUUACUUUAAUGGAGCCAAUGAGCGGGACCAGGCGACGGUUGCAGUCCCAGUUUGAGGAUCCGUCAGAUGAGACAUUGCUGAGUUACUUCCCUCGUACACCGGACCUGAAUAAUGUGUCCACGAGUGAACGCCGUGGGUACGAAAUUUAUCUAAAUUCAGCGGGCAUAACAACCCUGACCACGACGGCUAGUCACUGGGUAACGUUAUUACUGGGAGGAUUCUGGACCUACGCUAACACCAUGAACCUGGGGCUAAUUAAUCGAUCUGCCCGACCAAAGUUUAAGAUUGACAACGCUCCCAUUUAUGAACCGCUUGUGAGUGUUCGAUGCGCUGCAUAUGACUAUCGUUCAAGCCGCGAGAGCCAGGGAUACUUGACAGCUCCAUACGUGAGGAAUGCCUUUGGGGCCACUGGUCUCACCGACUAUAACAACAUUGGCUGGGCUGUCCCUCAAACAGCUUGGAACUUUUCCCGGCCUCUAAAUUCCCUGAAUUUUACAUGGAUUAAUGUGCAGGCCCUGGGUGUGAAUGCGUCUAUUGGUGGCCUGUUUUCUAUCCCGUAUCCAAAUGUGUUGUCGAAUGGGACGGCAUUGCAGGAAAGCGUGCUUCUUCCCUGUACCGUCGAGGCGCGUUGGAUCGCGAGUGAGCUGGUCUAUGAUCCCAUGUCGUCAGACAUUCUCUCGGACAAUGUCACUGAUCCCAUCAAUUUCGCACAUGGCCAUCAUGCCGAGUACGACGUCUUGGACAACGCCGCAAGAUUCGGAGCCUCGCCGAUUAUCAACAUCACCGACGAUUGGGCCAACCAAUUGAAUAUCCCUGUUAGAUCUCAUUCUAUUGUUCCUGGUGAUAACACUUCGAUAGCCGGCCUUGCUGAAAUGUAUUUGGCGCGAACCUUUCGCAACCAGUCUCUAUAUACCUUUGUCACCACACCGGACGCUCAGUACCAAGUAAAUAGCUCUGUCUUUACCCGGGAUCUGACUCAAAUGAUAGGGACAGUUCUUGGGCUCGCAGUCACCGACGGCCUUUCACGCCUCCGUUAUGGAACCCGGGAACUGAACGUCAUUUACCAUCGCAAUUCGACCACUACCAGCAGCAGCUCUCUCAUUAGCCAGGCGGGCCCGCAAGGCAGGGUUUACAACGAUACUCAUGCCUCCAAUCUGUCAAGCAGCUUGGCGGCCAGCGGCUCCUUCUACAAUCUGGAUGUUCAACGCUGGGGCUACGGAUACGGGCUAGAAACCAAGGCUUCGCGUUUCAGCGUGUCGAUCUUGAUGUUGUAUGGUUGCAUAGUCCUGUGCUAUAUCACCUGGUUUAACAUCCAAAGCUACGCCCGCCCGCGUUCCGACUGGUCCUUGAUUACGAACAAGUGGUCGACCAUCUCGGAGAUGCUGGCUCUGGCAAUCAACUCGCCGCCGUCCACCAAGUUAGAUGGCACAUGCGCUGGAAUAGAAGCCAAACAAUCCUGGAAGCAGAUCAUCCGGAUACGAGAGGUUGAAGACAAGCACCUGGCACUAGUUGUCGGAGAGGGCCGAAAUGGACAUCCCCGAGUUCAGCGCAAUGUUCAGUAUGGAGCUCUACCCUCGGUUCCAGUGCGGCCUAUACCUAGGGAGGCGGAGCAAGAUGAGCGUUAG